Molecule: messenger RNA, 951 nt
Organism: Fusarium venenatum
Lineage: Eukaryota; Fungi; Ascomycota; Sordariomycetes; Hypocreales; Nectriaceae
Product: putative methylglutaconyl-CoA hydratase precursor
Biological process (GO): fatty acid beta-oxidation
Cellular component (GO): mitochondrion
Source: RefSeq, a predicted model, not a curated record
AUGCCUCCUCGUCUCACCUCUUCUCUGCGCUUGCCUAUUCUUCGCCGCUUGUAUUCAACAGCCGCAGAUUCAGGCCCCCUCGUUCGUGUAACGAACCUCCCUGCCCCUGGGUCGGGCCAUAUUCGUGUCCUCGAGCUCAACCGUCCUUCUGCUCGCAAUGCUCUUUCUCGUUCGCUUGUAGCUGCAAUCCGCGCCGAGCUUGAUGACAUCCACCAGCAAUAUACACCUGAGGGUGAUGAGACGCCGCAUGCUAUGGCGACAAGCAAUGGACCGACAAGAGCCUUGGUUCUUGCCAGUGCCAUAGACAAGUCAUUCUGCGCCGGCGCAGAUCUGAAGGAACGCAAAACGUUCACCCAGAAGGAAACCGCCGAAUUUCUCUCUAACGUCCGCGGCACCUUUAACUCCAUUUCUGCCCUUCCUAUCCCCUCCAUCUGCGCCAUCUCUUCAAUCGCCCUCGGUGGUGGCCUCGAACUCGCUCUUACAACUGACUUCCGCGUUCUCUCGUCUAACGCCGUAAUCGGUCUCCCUGAAACCCGCCUGGGCAUUAUCCCCGGCGGCGGCGGCUGUCAUCGUCUUCCCCCUCUAAUUGGUCCCUCACGCGCUCGCGACGUUAUCUUAACUGGCCGCCGCGUCCCUGCCCCUGAGGCCUACUUCCUCGGCAUGGCGAAUAGGCUGGUUGAGGUACAACAGCCAGAAGAGGUGCCUGAGGGUGGUGAGAAGGAGGAUGUGCUGUCUUUGGCCAGGAAGGCGGCAUUGAGUGAGGCUGUGAGAUUUGCACAGGAGAUUUGUGAAGGAGCGCCAGUUGCAAUCAGGGCUAGUUUAGAGGCAGCAAGGUGGGCGAGAGAAGAUAAGGAGAAUCAGAUGUCUGCGCGUGUCGUAGUUACGGAGGAUAGGAACGAGGCGCUUAGAGCAUUUGCUGAGAAGAGGAAACCAGUCUUCAAGGGGUACUAG